This is a messenger RNA of Paramisgurnus dabryanus, 5500 nucleotides long. The record is from RefSeq and is a predicted model, not a curated record. NCBI's taxonomy places the organism in Eukaryota, Metazoa, Chordata, Actinopteri, Cypriniformes, Cobitidae.
GAAUCUAAAAGAUGUACCUUUCCCACACCCACUAGUUAACUUGUAAGCAAACCAAAUAUAUAUCUAUAUAUCCUGUUUAAUUCACAUUAUAUGUUCACAUGGUUUUGAUAAUCCUUUUCAUGGUGGCAUUUUCUCUAAUCAUAUAUUUUGAUGACAAGCUCAUCCUGUCCUUAAGGUUAAAUAUAUACAAUGCAUAUUAUAGAAAUGCUAUGUGUCUGGGUUUUUCCAUUGUAUAACACACUGUUUGUUUUCUGGCCUGUUCAGUUAAAGUUUUCCCCAGUGAUUAAUGAUCUUACAUUUGCUAUGUUUGGAAAAUAUCCUUUGGUUAAUUGUGGUCGGGGCAAGGAUGAUAUUUUGGGAAUAUGUGUCAGACCCUACUUCCCUGUUUUUAGUAUCACUUCCCCUUAUGUAGGUUGAACACAAAGCUGUCUUAAUUAAUCAUACGAUUAUUGGCUAGACGUAUUCGUCAAUGUUUUGAUCACAAGAUUGUGCCAGACAACCCAGGUGACUAAUGUUUCCUUUUUGUAUCCUAUAUAAUGUGAAGGAUGUCUAAUAAAAUUUUGUCUAUGAUUGAAACUGCAUCUCGGUGUCAGUGUCUUUCAUGGUCCUCUGAUAUCAGAUUUCUCUGCUGCUCACCUCAGAUCCUCACCUAACAACCUAGGUACCGAACUUAGAAGAAAAUCUCAUACUCCUAGACCUGCUUAGAAUUAGAUUCUAACAGUUGGGCGCUCGUCCGGCGAAAGAGGGGAACAUCCUCGAACCGGAGACCGAAUUUCGAACACCGCAGAUCGGGGAGGACUCUACAAAAAGGGGGGCAAGUCUCAUCAAACGGGAAACAGCUUGCUCAAGCACCGGAAAGGAAACUGAGAUUUGAUAUACUGUGUUAGUAUGCGAACAAAGGGGCCACAUGCAAUGUGACUGUCGUUCCAAGGGGGCGCAAUUUUAAUCCAAGGGCGCCAUCACAUAGACAGUCAAUGCAACAGCCACAGCAAGUGCAUCAGAAACUAUCUGACAGUAAUUUCCAGACAAACUGGCAUAACAAAACACAAUGAAGAAGUCCACAUUUAUUUGAUAUUUGAUAAUGAUAAUGAAAGUUAACCUUUCUUAAAUUUAAUGGUAAAAUGCAUAUAUUUCUCUUGGAUACUGAAGUAUUAUUAAUGUCUUCAUCUGAAUAUGAGGGACCAACUACUGAUAAAUUUGCUCUUUGGGUAUUAUAGAAACUGAAAUGUUCCGUCCCAUUACACCACCUCUGGAGGUAAGAGCUCCAGGUGUCAAAUCAUUUAAAACACAAAUUUCAAAUCAUACCAGAUGGUUGUCUUGAUUGGCUCGGGCGAGACAUAAUGCAUAACUUAAAUAUGGAACAUCAAAAUUUCAUGAUUCUCAUGUUGUUUUCUCUUUUAUGUCAUGUUUACAGACAUACAUUGAUCCUCUGCCUAUGGGGGGAGGAAGUGAGAAGGCCGACCAAGACCCAGUAACCCCCCCAUACCACAGAAUGUAGACACUUUGAUUAACUCAUGCCUAUGGUCUUAGUCAAACAAAGAUACAGGUUUCAUUGAUAUGAAACCAUACAAAAUUAAACUUAAAACCUGUGUACAUUACACAAUAUCCUUUGUCAAAAGAAAAGGAAGAUGGCAUUAAACCUAUUAUUCACAAUUUUGUUUACCAAGGUGUCUUCAUAUCUACACGCCAAACAACACACCGAUCAACCCGGUGGUGAAUGCUGAUGGAAAGACAUGAUGUCUUACACAAGAAUUAAGAGCAAUCAAUAAACUGAUAAUUCCUCUGUCUCCAAUUGUUCCAAAUGUGCCGACUGUCAUAAAUUUUAUACCAUGCACACAUAAGUAUUUCUGUCAUUUAUUUGUGUGCUGCUCUUGUCUCUCUGUUGCAGUGCAUCCAGACGCACAGCCACUGCUAGCCUUAUAGGAUAGGGGGCGCAAAUACUGAGAAGGGUAUGCUGAAUCACCAUCCGUCCUCUCCGCUGCGGUGAAAAAGACAUGAAAAAAAAAAAAAAAAGAUCGACUUGCUGUCUUCAGUUUGCAUUCUGCAGUAUGCUGAUGACAUCAUGGUCUCUGCUCUGACUGAAAAGAACUGUGAGAAAGCCUCCAUUAUCGUCUGCAAUAUUCUGGGGAAUGCUGGUUUCAAAGCAUCAAAAGAAAAGCUCCAGUGGGUCAAGCAAAAGUUCUCGUACCUGGGUCACGUCAUAAUGCCAGGUCUUCGAAAAAAAACCCUCCACAGAUCAGAUUGAACUGAUCCGGAAGAUGAAAUUCCCAUGAACUGUGUAACAGCUCCAAAGUUUUCUGGGGUUCAUAAACUUUUGUCGCUCAUGGAAACCUGAGUGUGCUGCCCAUGACAGACAUUUGCGGAGUAUGAUUGAUCACAAGGCAUCGCCUGCAUCACUGAUAUGCUGGACUAAUAAAGCAGAGACUCAUUUCAUGGCACUGAAACACGCCAUUACUACGGCCCCAGCUCUGGGCCAUCGAACUAUGCAAAGACUUUUCACCUGCAUGCGAGAGAGGCGAAGGGUGUGGCUCUGGGUAUCCUUUGGCAACAACAAGGUUGCACUUAUAGGCCAGUGGCAUAUCUGUUUAGAAAACUAGAUAAUGUAGUUACAGGUAUGCCUGAAAUGUCUUUAUGCAGUGGCUGCUGAUGUUCUGUCUGUACAGGUGGCUGAGAGAACGAGGCUGUCACAGUCAAUGACUCUACACAUUAUAUCAAGUAGGUACAUUUUUACACAACACAGGACGGCACAGAGGCGAUCUGGGUAUGAGACACUGUUGGCAACCAAAAAUGUAACGAUCCAGCCCACUUUUAACAUUAAUUCCACUUUUGAUGGGAGUUUUGGGACUGGUAGACAUGACUGAGCACGAUCUAAAACAUAACUGCAUUUUGAAUUGACCACUUCCUGUUCCUCUAGGGCCGAUUAAAUGGACUCGCCCCUAGAUGGGGGGGUCAGAUCUAUAUGGAUGGCUCAUAUGCAAAGCCAUCGGACAGUGUCUACCUGUGUGGUUAUGCUGUGGUGUCGGAUACUGGUGAGGUUAUAGAAGCCUUUGCUCUAAAAUACAACUCAGCACAAGCUGAAGAAUUGAUAACUCUAAUACGAGCUUAGGAGCUAAUGAAAGAAAAGCCACAAUCUACACAACUCUAAAUUUUGUAAAAACAUGGGAAGCCUGAGAUUUUAAGACAACAGAUGGUAAGUCCCUUUCAUUUAAAAAUUCAUAAUAAUUCAUUUAAAUUUGAUAGGACGGUUCACAAAAGCAGUACAGCUACCGUCUGAAGUGGCAAUAGUGAGAGUAAAAAGUCAUGGAUCAGGAAAUGAUCUGUGGGAAACAAGAAGAGAAGAGGAAGCUGCCAAAGCAGCAGCUCAAGCUCAAAUUGAAUGACUAUUUGAGUAUGAUGUCAAAACAGACCUUGCUAUGGCUGUGCAAGUGACUAACAUAUAUGAUAUUGACAUAAAUAAAAAAUUUAACAGAGUCAACCGACGCAGAGUGACCUCGAACACUGAAGCAAGCGUGUACCAGAUGAGAAGGGAGUCAUGAGAGACGAGAGAGAGGGAGUAGCACUUUCAAAACUGGGACUGGUAAUUUUAAUAAGAUAUUACCAUGAUCUAUCACAUACCUGUAGAAAAAGUUGACUAAUGCAAUAAAUCAAUUUUAUUAUAUUGCAGAUGUAAAGAAAACCAACAAAUUUGAUUUUCAACUCAUGUCUAACCUGUGCAAAAGUGAACCCGCCUCGAAAAACAAAAAGAUGCGUUGCCACACCCCGAGGCACCUUGUUAACAUGAUCAGAUUGAUUUCACACGCAUGUCGCCGGUUGGAAAUCUAAAAUAUAUUUUUUAUCAUAAAGAGGAUCCGCAAACUGUAGUUAAAAUUUAUGACAAAAGGAAAUUAUUCUUCGUUUUGGCAUACCGAAAACAACGGAAUCUGACAAAGGGACACCUUUUGUGUCCAGAGUAACGUAGCUCUUAGCUAAAGCGUUGUAUAUUGAUUGGCAUUUUAAUAUCCCGUAUCACCUACAAUUAGCAGCUGUCAUAAAGAGAACGGAUGCGAAAAUUAAACAGACGAUAACCAAAGCUGCGUUAGAAACGGGAAAGAAAUGGGUAAUUUUGCUAUCUGCUUUAUUAUCAAAAAUAAGAAUGAUUCCAUCUUCAACCAAAUAAUUAUCUUCAUUUGAAAGACUAAUGGGCAGGCCUUUCCCCACCCCUUGGGUGAAAGGCCGUGCUGGCAUUUCUUCACCAGGUGACCUGGAGCUGAUACAGGAAGACUACGUGGUGUCCAUAAUUGAGAAAUUGAACUCUAUCUGUGCUAAUGUUUCUUUAUCUCCCCCCUCAGAAAACCCUACUCAUUCUUUUGCUCCGGGACAGAGUGUUCUAAUUAAGAGUCUGAAACCGACAAGGGUUGGAGAGCCAAACUACUACGGCCCAGCCAAGGUGAUUGCUAUCACCAGGACCGGGGUUCUGACUGAUCAUCAGCCGCAGUGGAUUCAUGCCUCGAGGCUGAAACACCACUCUGCCAUGGAUCAGGACACCGGAGACAAACCCAAACAACGACUGCUAUUCACGGAGAUCAACGGAGAACAACGAGUGAGAGAUCUUGCUGGAAGCUCAACUGCCAGAAGGAUUCGAACCGUGUACAGUGACCGAAGCUUUCAUCAUCUUCAGCGAGCACAUUGUGAAAGCAGAGCAAAGAGAAUGGAAGACAACGAAACCAUCACACAACCAACCCUGCAAAAGCGAUUCGUAGAUCAUAUGCUGUGGUAUAUGUUUAUUUUGAAUGAUGAUGAUCUGAAAGUUUAAAGAAAAAUACAUAGAUAAAUGGUUUCUUGGGGAAAAAAGGGUUAUGUAGGAAAUUGCUAUUUGUAACAAUUUGACAACUGGGAAGAAUAUUUUCUUAAAGUAUAUGAAACCAGUGCUUUCCAGAUGUGUACCAUAACCCUGUUAUAUGCCGUGAGAAAUUGAGGGUAACAUUAACUGUGCAUGCCAUAAAUAAUAUAUCUGGAGUAAAUGGAUUAGUGAUAACUCGACCAUAGAAGGUGAACCCAAAUGACCUAUGAUGCAAAUUGUGAUUUUCAAACAUGAAGCGAAUGCAUUUCUAUUCUGAUAUAGGUGUGUGGGAUCAGAUGUGAUCCACUAUCGUGUAUCAAAGGGGCCAUUGUAAGAAUCUAAAAGAUGUACCUUUCCCACACCCACUAGUUAACUUGUAAGCAAACCAAAUAUAUAUCUAUAUAUCCUGUUUAAUUCACAUUAUAUGUUCACAUGGUUUUGAUAAUCCUUUUCAUGGUGGCAUUUUCUCUAAUCAUAUAUUUUGAUGACAAGCUCAUCCUGUCCUUAAGGUUAAAUAUAUACAAUGCAUAUUAUAGAAAUGCUAUGUGUCUGGGUUUUUCCAUUGUAUAACACACUGUUUGUUUUCUGGCCUGUUCAGUUAAAGUUUUCCCCAGUGAUUAAGAAUUAGAUUCUAACAUGGGGCUUUACGGUUGGUCCGGUGUGUGCCUGGGAAUGGUAUGG